Rubroshorea leprosula is the source of this 1471-nucleotide messenger RNA. Lineage: Eukaryota; Viridiplantae; Streptophyta; Magnoliopsida; Malvales; Dipterocarpaceae. The record is from the annotation of a GenBank genome assembly.
CCCUCCCCAUCUCCCCUUUCCAUUUUCAUGAAAUCUACCCUUUCAUUCUCCAUCAAAUCCUCUUCCUCUUGAUAUGCCGAACCUGGGUUUUUAGCCUCCAUUGUCCUCAGCAGCGUGCCAAGAACUUACCUGAGGGAUUGGGAUUUCAAGUCUUGGCCCUGCAAAAUUUUGAUGUUUUUGAUUCCAAUCCUCUAUUCUCUCAACAAUGGGGAUAUCAAUAGACAAUGUCCGUGGACUCAUCUUGGCCGUCUCCUCCAGCGUUUUUAUUGGUUCUAGCUUUAUUAUUAAGAAGAAGGGUCUUAUAAAAUCUGGGACCAACGGAAUCAGAGCUGCAGCUUCUGGAGGCUAUUCAUACUUGUAUGAACCAUGGUGGUGGGCUGGAAUGAUAAUGAUGAUUGUUGGAGAGAUAGCUAAUUUUGCUGCUUAUGCAUAUGCCCCUGCAAUUCUUGUAACCCCGCUAGGGGCCUUAAGUAUCAUCUUCAGUGCAGUGCUAGCACAUUUUAUCUUGAAGGAGAAAUUGCAUAUAUUUGGAGUUCUAGGAUGUGUUCUCUGUGUGGUUGGCUCGAUAAGUAUUGUUUUACAUGCUCCACAGGAGAAAGAUAUUGAAUCUGUUAAACAAGUUUGGACCCUUGCCACAGAGCCAGGCUUUCUUGUCUAUACUUUUGUAGUUGUGAUUCUGGUUGCUGUACUUAUCUUUCGUUAUAUUCCACGCUAUGGAAAAACCCAUCUGAUAGUUUAUGUCGGAGUCUGCUCUCUGAUGGGUUCUCUUACGGUAAUGAGUGUGAAAGCUGUAAGCAUAGCUCUGAAGCUUACAUUUUCAGGGAUGAAUCAGUUUAUCUACUUCCAGACAUGGAUUUUCACAGUGAUUGUGAUUUUUUGUUGUCUUAUGCAAAUAAACUACUUGAACAAGGCUCUUGACACCUUCAAUACAGCUGUUGUGUCUCCAGUCUACUAUGUUAUGUUUACAUCCCUCACCAUUCUUGCAAGCAUGAUCAUGUUUAAGGAUUGGGCCUCCCAAAAUGCAUCGCAAAUUGUAACAGAAUUAUGUGGUUUUGUGACAAUUCUAUCAGGGACCUUUCUCCUUCACAAAACAAAGGAUAUGGGAAAUUAUCCAACCACAGAAACACCUGUAUUUUCAAGUCCACAUCCAAAUCAGAACCCAAACAACGGUUAGCUACUAUGGGUCGAGAUUUUAACAGAUUCUUCAGUUAUAUGUGCCCUUGACACAAAUCCAAAAACAUCCAAUGACAAUUUGUAGGCAUGGAGAGAGAAGACAAUUAGAAGAUAGGUUUUUGGCUGAAUAACUUUGGCAGACAUUUUGGUUUGAUUAAACAAUCAUAGUUUUCAGUUCCUGCUUAUCUAAUUGGCCAUAAGCAGGCAACAUCAGUGCUACUUAUCUAAUUGGCUAUAGGCAAGCAAAAUUAAUGUUGCUUAUCUAAUUGGCUAUAGCCAAUAUAGGGAUAAAGAUAGG